This is a messenger RNA of Prorocentrum cordatum, 414 nucleotides long. Lineage: Eukaryota; Dinophyceae; Prorocentrales; Prorocentraceae. The record is from the annotation of a GenBank genome assembly.
AAGCGCCCUGAGGAGCCCCUCGAGGGGCUGUUCAGCUGGUCACUGGUCGACGGCAAGGAGGCGCUGGUUUUUGAUUUUGAUUACUGCGACAAGAAGCUGCUGCAGUACUCCGCGCACGCUGGGCAAGCGGUGCGUUCAGACUUCACGAAGACCAACUUCAAUUACAUUACCGCCCACCUGAGGGUGUCGGACACCCUGUCCAGCAGUGGUGAACCAGACCUCCUGCACAGGUACAUCGAUUUCAAGAUCGACGAUCGCAUGCUUCGCGCAAGCGCCUUGGGCCGCCGGGAUCAGGAGCUCCGCAGGAGGGCCCUCGGGGUCGCCAUGUGCGUGGCGGCGGCGGUGCACAGCAACCGCUUUGCGGCGGCGGUGCCGAUUGAGUUUCAGCGCGUUGUCCAGCAUCUGCGGCAGUGA